Adineta steineri is the source of this 1134-nucleotide messenger RNA. NCBI's taxonomy places the organism in Eukaryota, Metazoa, Rotifera, Eurotatoria, Adinetida, Adinetidae. The record is from the annotation of a GenBank genome assembly.
AUGAUGAAGGAAGAUUUAUCGGCUGAUACCGAAGGUCGAUUACUUAGAAAUAAUCUUUAUGAUAAUACAUUAACUACUCCAAAGAUAAUUCCAAUUACAACUAAACAUGGUUAUGUUUCAGUAACACAACAAGGUUUACCUAAUCGCACAGCAAUCGUUACUUAUCAUGAUCUAGGACAUAAUUCUGCAUCACAAUUUCAUGAUUUUUUUGCUAUGCCAGACAUGAUACCGAUUACAGCACAUUUUACUAUUUAUCAUAUUAAUGCACCAGGACAAGAAGAUAUUGCUAAUCCAUUACCAACUGCAUCGAUUUAUCCUACGUUAGAUCAAUUAGCAGACACAGUUAAUGAUGUAUUUGAUUAUUUAAAUAUUAAAUCAGCUAUUGGAUUUGGUGUUGGUCUUGGUGCAAAUAUUUUAGUUCGUUUUGCAUUGAAAUAUUCAUCAAAAAUCAAUGGUCUUAUUUUGGUUAAUUGUAGUACACGUGGUGUUGGAUGGCUCGAAGGUUUUUCUCUUAAAUGGCCAACAAAAGAUAUACCAGAACAACGAUGGACUGAAUCUUUAUUGAAUUAUUUGAUAUGGCAUCUUAUAGGUUCUACAAGUGAAUCAACACAAUAUGAAUUAGCUAAUGAUCUUCGAGAUCAUUUAGAAAAUAAUUGUAAUGUUAGGAAUGUGAUUAAACUUCUUAAUUCAUAUUUAAAACGUACAGCUAUUCUAAUUGCACAAUCGAAUAAAAAAAUGAAGCCAUCUCAAAGUUUACAAUGCUCAGUUAUUAAUAUAACUGGAUCUUCAUCACCCCAUAAAGAUGAUGUUAUCGAUACGAAUAAUCAAUGUGAUUCAGCUACAACUUCUUAUGUUGAAUUUAGUGAUUGUAGUGGAGCUGUAUUAGAUGAAAAACCAGCAAAACUUGCUGAAUCUAUUCGACUUUUUCUUCAAGGUCUUGGUUAUAUAUCUCAUUUAAGCAUUCCACAAUAUUCAAUUUCAAAUCGUUUAGCUGAACAGACAGCUGAUUAUAAACGCCAACAUGGUUCUUUUUCUAAAGUACCACGUCGUGUUAGUACACAAAUUGAUUCCGGACAUUAUAUUAACGAUGAUCCAACUGAUUUUGAAGAGGAACUUCAAUCUCCCACGAUUUAA